Molecule: messenger RNA, 3897 nt
Organism: Acyrthosiphon pisum (pea aphid)
Lineage: Eukaryota; Metazoa; Arthropoda; Insecta; Hemiptera; Aphididae
Gene: sotv
Product: exostosin glycosyltransferase sotv
Exons: 10
Coding region: 557-2668 (703 amino acids)
Cellular component (GO): membrane
Molecular function (GO): glycosyltransferase activity
Source: RefSeq, a predicted model, not a curated record
UUAUAAUCGAAUUAAAACGAAAAAGAUAAUUUUAUGACGUCAUGAAAUGCUUUAUAAUAUCUAUAGUUGGUAUGCACUGUGGAAUACGCAGUGCACCAAGUGGAUAUGAUAACCGAUAAAGAUAAUAAAUAAUAAUAAUAAAAUGCUCUCUUAGGACUACAAGACGUAUUUGAAAUGUAGUAAAAAAUGACGAUUGUUAAUUUUUUUUUUUAAAUUACAUAUUAACAUAACUUUAAAAAUCAAAUUAUUGUCUUAAAUCAUUAGACGUGAAUUAAUAACGUAAAAUGACUCGACCAUUUGAAUUGAGUUGGUCUGUAGUUAACACUGCUAACAGGUCGAUUUGCGCGGAAAAUAAAGCAACAUUCUAACGUGUGUUUACUUGAAGUGUUUAUUAUUGUUAUUUAUGUUUUUAUAAUAUUUACCUUAUUCAAAUAUGUCAUUAAACGAGUGGACCGUGUAAUGGACGAGCGACUUGCAAUGAAGAAAAUACCAUCGCCGAGCCAUUGCUCGAAUUAUUCAAUGAGGCGUCUGCCUCACGACCGUCAUUGACAAAACCAUGUUCAUUCGUUUAGCAUGUUGCCGUCUAUUGAGACACCGAAAGUUGAUCUACAUUUCUAUAUUCAUCUCAUUUCUGCUGUCCUUUGUUUACGUAGUUGUUCUGCCACACGGCUUUGCGAUCCUCCAGAAACCUCCUUCUAAAAUUCAAGAUGUCUGUCAGUAUGUUAUUCCUAAAGACAGCCCGACAGUUCCAACAAACUCUCGAUGCACAUUCUACGAUUGUUUCAAUAUAUACAGGUGUGGCCAUAAGUUUAAUGGUGAUUUUAAAGUUUAUGUUUAUCCGAUGGCCAGACAUGUUGACGAGGAUUUCAUACCCAUCGGGGGUAAAAUGUCCAAAGAAUAUCAUACUAUAUUGAGUGCAAUAGUAGAGAGCCAGUACUAUACGACAAAUCCAGAAGAAGCGUGUGUUUUUGUGUCAUCAAUUGAUACAUUAAAUCAAAACCGGUUUCGAGUGAAAGAAACAUCACAGGCUCUCGCAUUAUUACCACAUUGGAAUGAUGGUCAGAACCAUUUAAUAUUUAAUAUGGUGCCAGGAACAGCACCAGACUAUAAAACUGUUGUUGAUUUAUCAAUUGGUAAAUCAAUGGUUGCUGGUGCAGGUUUUGAUUCUUGGACGUAUAGAUCAUCUUUUGAUAUUUCAAUAGCAAUUUACAGCAAUUUAGCAAUUUCUUUAAGUAAUAACUAUACCUUUAAACACAGGACAACAUUUAUCAGCACAGUUCAAACAAAUCUUCAUAAUGAUUUCAUCACUUCUUUGAAAUCAAUUGAAAAACAAAAGUCAAUGACACAGAAUAUAACAAUGUCAAUGAUUAGAGUUAUAGAACCUUGCUCACAUAGUGGACAUGACAGAACAAUAAUUUGCCAUGAAAACAUUACUUAUAACUAUGCAGACAUACUUGCUGACAGUGUAUUCUGUUUGAUAUUGCCUGGCCCACGGCUAAUGGAUAUGGUUUUUAUUGAUUCAUUGGCAGCUGGAUGUAUACCAAUAGUAGCUAUUAAUCAUGUUGUAUUACCAUUUUUUGAAGUUAUAGACUGGAAAAGAGCUGUAAUUAUGUGGAGUGAAACUGAAUUAAAUACUUUACUAGACGUAGUUUCUGGUAUUCCAUUGGACCGACGGAAAGAAAUGUCAGCUCAAGGCCGUUGGCUAUAUCAGACAUAUUUAUCUUCGUUGAAAAUAAUUACCAUGACUACUCUUAAGAUAUUAAGCCAAAGACUGCAUCCACAUAGCUCAGAUUUUUAUGAAAAUUGGAAUUUAAGACCACAUCCUGUAUCUGCCAGAAAUCCAUUAUUCCUACCAUAUAUGUCAGAUUCUUCAGGAUUCACAGCGAUAAUAUUAUCCUACGAUAGAAUAGAUAGUUUGUUUACACUAAUAAAUAUGAUCAGUAAGGCGCCAAGUCUGCAAAAGAUUAUUGUUGUCUGGAAUAAUCAAUUAAAAUCCCCACCACCUUUUUCAGUGUGGCCAAAAAUUGAUGUAUCUCUAAAGGUUGUUCAAACAACAGCAAACAAACUAUCAAAUCGAUUUUUCCCUUACAAGGAAAUUGAAACAGAAGCAGUUUUAUCUUUGGACGAUGAUAUACUUAUGUUGACUUUAGAUGAAAUUGAAUUUGGAUUUCAGGUUUGGAAAGAAUUUCCUGAUCAUAUUGUAGGUUUUCCGUCCAGAACUCAUAUAUGGAAUAACAAAACUAAUACUUGGAAGUAUGAAUCAGAAUGGAAGAAUGAAAUAUCUAUGGUGUUGACCGGGGCAGCAUUUUACCAUAAAUAUUGGAAUCAAGCUUAUACAUAUAUCAUGCCUAAUAAUAUCAAACAAUGGGUAGAUGAACAUAUGAACUGUGAAGACAUUGCAAUGAACUUUUUAGUGUCCAACACUACAAACAAAGCUCCAAUUAAAGUAACUCCUAAAAAGAAGUUUAAGUGUCCACAAUGUACAAACACUGAAAUGUUAUCAGCUGACCAAGGACACAUGGCUACAAGAACAUCAUGUGUGAACAUGUUUGCCACUAUUUAUGGUAGAAUGCCGUUAAAGACUGUAGAGUAUAGAGUUGAUCCUGUUCUGUACAAAGAUGUAUUUCCAACAAAAUUGAAGAGGUAUAACAAUGUUGGAGAAUUGUGAUCAUAUUGUGCUAUAUUUACUUAUAUGAAGACUUAUGAUCAAAACCUGUGACAUUCAUAACUUUAAGUUUUUUAUUUUUCUUCAUUUUUCUCCAUCAGCAUUUUAAAGUCAAUCUGUAAUGUAUUAAGUGUUUAUUAUAAUACUUUGUUCAAAAUAAAAACAACGCAUAUGAUGGCCGAAUUGUGUGCAAGGGUAUGGCAAUACUUCACAGCAGGUAUAUAUAUUGGUGACUCUGAGGGGAUGAUAUACGAGUGUUACCUAUCUGCCACCAAAAAAACCUGGUCGCCCCGUAUGCGUUUCUUAUUUUGAGCAGAAUAUUAUAUAUUUUAUUAAUAAAUUCAAUUGAUCAGCAAUAGAUAUUAUUUUAAAUGAGUAAUUGAAUUUAUUUGAAUUAUAUAUAUUUUUGUGUUUUAAUUUUAAUGAGCUUAGCAUUUAUAGACUUAUGUUACCAUCAAGUUUUUAUUUUAUUGAUAUUCACAAUUUUUUUUAUUUAAAAGAAAUAAGUAGCCUUAGUCUCUUCAUUGGUUGUGUCAUUGAAAUAAUUCACUUGUUACUUUUUUAAAUGUUUUUGGUGUAUAUAUUUUUUUUUUUGUAUAUCAUUGUAAGUCCUGCCUCAAUUAUUCAGCCAUCACUAGAUUGUUUUCCUAUUUUAUACAUGUUAUUUAGAUAAUUAAUUGUUUUAAUUAGUUCUUGACGAACUGUGUUAUUUUUAAUAAGCAUAAACAUGUAAUUAUGUAUGAAUCAAAUAAGAACAAUUUAUGUAAUAAAUAAUUUAAUAUAAUAAUUAUAAAAUUGCCAUUCCAUGUAAACAUUGUAAACUAUCACAAACUUGAAAAAGUGUACUUGUACAGGUUUAAAAUAUUUAUAAUUAGGCUAUUAUUGUUUUAAAUUUUUUUAUUUAUGUAUUAUAUUGUUGAAUAAUUUGUAAACAAGAUUAAAGAUUGGCCAUAAGAUAUACAUUAUAAUAUAUUUUAGCAAACAAUUUAAGUUAUAGUUCAAUACAGAAUGCAAUUGUUUUUUGUGUUAUUGAAUUAUCUACAAUAAUUUAAUUGAUUUUUAAUUGACAGUGUUUGUAUAAAUUAUUAGUCAAUAUUUUCCAACAAUUUUAAAUUAUUAUAAUUAUUAAUUUACAAUCCUAGAACAAACUAGAAGUUAAAUAAUAGUUUGACUAAACCAUUCAUAUUAAUAGUUGUGAGAUAGUAAAGACUCAAAUAAAAAGUCAGCCACUA